AUGAAAGUAGGACUUCUUAAAGGCCAGCCAUUGAACCAGUACAAACUCACUAAAUACACGUACGCCGCGUUAGCUGUCAUACUUCCUGGCGCAUUUGUAACGUCUUCUGAUCAGCACGCUUGGAGCAGGAGGUCGAACUGGAUAGGGUUUAUCGCGGUGGUGACAGACGAACGGAAAAAGGCGUUAGGGAGGAGAGACAUUCUUGUUGCAUGGAGAGGAACAGUUAACCCCUCGGAUAUGAUUCAUGAUUCUGAGCUCAAAUUUGUUUCGGCUCCAAUAAUAUUUUGGGAAAACCACAAGGAUGACCCAAAAGUACAUGAAGGAUGGUACUCAAUCUACACUACAAGGAUGACCCAAAAGUACCAUGGCUCGUAUGACUCACUACACUCCUAUAUUGGGCCAGUAACACCAAUCAAGGACCAAUACGACCCAUUAAUGAAAGUUUUUGACCUGUUAUUGUUUCACUCCUAA
Messenger RNA from Helianthus annuus (common sunflower), 471 nucleotides. Its product is annotated as phospholipase A1-II 1-like. NCBI's taxonomy places the organism in Eukaryota, Viridiplantae, Streptophyta, Magnoliopsida, Asterales, Asteraceae. The record is from RefSeq and is a predicted model, not a curated record. The coding region runs from base 1 to 471 and encodes 156 amino acids. Gene Ontology annotation, molecular function: glycerophospholipid phospholipase A1 activity. The transcript has a single exon.